CUUUCUUCCUCAGUAUAUGCCAUCGCAGAUGGACCUCCUCAACGCCUCUUCGAUAGGAGGUGGUGGCAGCUCCUCUCUCGGAGACAACAACCUUGCCUCGCGAGGGCGUAGACCACUCACGCCCAUCAUCUUCGCUGGGCCAGGAAGCAACCUCUACCCUCUUUGUGAUCCCUAUUCUUCCUCUACAACCGACGCGCUGCCCAAGGCCUUGCUUCCUCUGGCCAACAGACCGCUCAUUUCCUUCCCCUUGCAGCAUUUGGUCUCAGCAGGAUUCAAACAUGCCAUUGUCCUCGCUCCUUCGCAUCAGCACAAGGCCAUCGAAGGGGCCCUCAAGGGCGUCAGGCUUCACCCGCCAGCCGUCGUUGGGCAGAAGGGAGCGGCUGCUGCUGCUGCAGCGGCAGCCUCGUCAUCUACUUCGUCCAACAUCGCAGUAGUUGAUGGUCUCUCUGCAGGAUCCAAGCACUGGGAGUCUUCGACCAAUGCAGCGAUCGUCGUCGAGCUGCUUCCUCUCGGCCCUUACGAUGGCAAGGACAGCAACCAGAGCUCAAAGGAUACCGCUGCAGGUGAUGGGCAAGACGAGAACGACGGUUUCAGGAGGAUCGCCCGACCCGGAACUGCAGAGCUGCUCAGAUGGGUGGCUAGCAUAGGAAAGCUGGAGACCGACCCUCUCGUCCUUCCCCUCGACCUCGUCUCCCCGUCCGUCCCUCUCUCAUCCUUCCUCCUCUCCUACUACUCAGAAUGCGACCCGACUCCACCAACACUCAUGUCUCUCCUAUACCAACGCGGCGCAGGCGAGGCUGUCGGCCGUGAAAGAGAAAAGGAAGGACCGGCGCGCCUGCUCGCAGCUUACGGCACUUCUUCAUCAUCCAGCAGCGCGCCUCUAGCAACCCACCCGCUGCUGCUCCUCAGCGAGCCACCAGCGACAGGAGCGGCCGCCAUGCCCUCUCUCCCCAUCCGAACGGGCAUGCUGCACGCCCACCCACGCGCAAAAAUCAGUACCGCGUUGCUCGACUCACACGUCUAUGUGCUGCGCCGCGACCACGUUCUGCCGCUCUUGGAGGCCAGGCGAGACUUCACCAGUCUGAGAGAGCAUGUUGUCCCCUUUCUUGCCAAGGCGAGCUGGCAGAAGGGCCUGCCAGAGAAGGCCGGUUGGAAGCUUGCCGCGGAUGGUGAGGCGAGGAAGACCGGCUCAGAGGGAUCCGGUAUGGAGGAGGACGAGGAGGAGGAUCUCGACAGACCGAGCGAGAAGACGAUUGCGAGGCAAGGGCAGGCAUUGAUGCGGCUGGCAUUCGAGCGUAGCUCACUUUCGAAGCCACGAAAGGCUGGUGGCGCUCAGCUGGUGAGAGCUGUGACCUGCAUCGCGCCUACGGCGUCAAUGUUCACGGCAACGUCGGUGCCUACAGGUAGCGGCGGGGGCGGCAAGCAAGGUGGUGGCAAGGGCAACAACAACGCCUCGGCUGCCGCCACUGCAGCGGCUGAAGCGGCAGCAGAAGAGGCUUCGCACUUCCUCGCACGCGCAAACACUCUUCCUACCUACCUGGAGUGCAACCGAUACCUUCUUCGUGCCUUGGUCGCAGCAGGCCAGUCGGGCAGGCCAGUCAGUGGCGGAGCGAUCCCACUGCUUGUUGGCUCGAUGGACGGCAAUGCUGCGGGUGCCGGUUCAGGGACAGGGCACGACAUAAGCUCAACAGCUCAGCUCUCACCAGAUACGCUUCUACCGCCUGCUACUUCCUCAUCCUCGUCCUCGACGCUCAAAAUCGGCGACCGCUCAAGCAUUAAACGUUGUCUCCUCUCACCCCGCGUCACCAUCGGCAAGAAUGUCCGUCUAUCCGGCUGUGUCCUCAUGGACGGCGCAGUCGUUGGGGAUGGGGCUAAGCUGGAGAACUGCAUCGUUGGACCGAGGGCGAGAGUCGGGGAAAGAAGCGCGCUCAAGGACUGCGAUUUGGGCUGUGGGGCCAAAGUUGGGGAGAGGAGGGAGGGGAGAGGGGAGAAGUUCUCGAGGGAGGAGGAAAGUGAUGAUGAAGGGGACGAGGUGGCCGGAGGGGAGGAUUGAGGAGAGUCGAACAGCGCGGAGUUGCAUCAAUCGAAGAAGUCUAGACGCCAAUUAUUGAGAUUGAGUGCUCUGUGAGAUCGUUGAGGCGCUCAUCGCCUCUACAUGGGCUUGUCGUCGUGAGCCUUGUAACUGUAUGUGGUCCGUCGUGUCUAUCGUCGUCGAAGUCGUCUCCUUUACCCACUCUGCCCUCUACCGCUCACACGAGUCCCGCGACGGCAGGGUGCUGAUCUACCACUCUGAGAUAUCCUUUCCCCCAACUCUCCUUCGGCAGCUUCUCUAAUCUAUCAUCCAUGAGCUCGCUCUCGAUCCACGUCCUUCCCCAUCCCUUCUCCUUAAC
Molecule: messenger RNA, 2390 nt
Organism: Jaminaea rosea
Lineage: Eukaryota; Fungi; Basidiomycota; Exobasidiomycetes; Microstromatales
Exons: 2
Coding region: 17-2053 (678 amino acids)
Biological process (GO): cytoplasmic translational initiation
Cellular component (GO): guanyl-nucleotide exchange factor complex; eukaryotic translation initiation factor 2B complex
Molecular function (GO): translation initiation factor activity; guanyl-nucleotide exchange factor activity
Source: RefSeq, a predicted model, not a curated record